Messenger RNA from Penicillium cataractarum, 8613 nucleotides. It is a transcript of the gene gtb3, whose product is annotated as glycosyltransferase family 4 protein. The record is from RefSeq and is a predicted model, not a curated record. Bases 1 to 8613 code for a protein of 2870 amino acids. The transcript has 3 exons. Lineage: Eukaryota; Fungi; Ascomycota; Eurotiomycetes; Eurotiales; Aspergillaceae. Gene Ontology annotation, molecular function: glycosyltransferase activity.
AUGGCCGAAAUUCUCUCCGUUCACCCCGUCAAGUGGGAGGGGAUGAAAAACCACUGGUGGCAGUUUUUCAUGAUUGGAGUAUUGUUGGCGUGCAUUACUAUUGGAGUGGCAAACAUUCUAUGGUCUAUCACCGUGAGAAUCAUUAGAUACUAUAAGUCACGACCAUUACCAGACAAAGUUCCUUCGACUGUCUCCCAGCGUCUUCAAAGACUGGCGAACCGAGAACUCAAUUUGGUUCAUACUUCGACACAUUCGCAAAAGCCCGCUUCAUUUGGAGUAUACCUGGGAAGCUUCAAUCAGCGACCAACUGUAUCCCAAGAAAGGUUGCUGGCCCAGUGGGAUUUGUUGAUUGUGGAUCCAUUCCAGGAUGGCGUUGCGGAAGCAAUUCUCAAGUGCAAUCGCAGCCAAGUCCUGGGUAGGCUUGAUCUCGCACAGAUCCAUUCUUCAAAGGAAUCAGUCUUGAGCGCAAUUGAAAAGAUCGAAGGCAUUCUCGCCAACAAUUUCAAUGAUGGCGCAUUUUCUGGAAUCUUGUUCGCGAACUGGGAGCCCGUUUUUACCCCAUCGGUCCAAGCAAAGCUCUUCGAGACGAUCAGUGCACUUGGGCUGGCCGUUUAUGUCGAAGUGCAACCACCCAAUUUCUUGAAAAACCGAAAGGCCUUGCAAAAUGGAGCUAUUUCUGGACUCGUCGUCCGCAAUGCUAGCAUCAUGCCAAACGGUGAAAAGCGCGACUACUUCCAGAUGGAAUCUCUGCAAUCGACAAUCAAGGCAUUCGUCUCCGAGGCAUGCAUGAGAGACUUUGUGGUACUGGCCUGGGAGACUGUUAACAACGAUGUUGCUUUGUCAAACGCCAUCGUCCGGAGAUCCAUUCAAUGGUGCAGCUUCUACAGUGCCAUUUCUUGGAUUGGCCCCGAGGCUUCUCUCAAGGAUUCUGAUCUGAACACCCCCAUUACAGAGCCUCUUCCGGCUUUCGGCUGGCUGAAGGAAGCCGAGAUCAUGAAGACUCACGAUACAUGGCGCUCCAAUCGUGAAAUCUCAACAUCUUCCGGCGUCCAAACUGGCUGGGAUUCCCUUCGAUCAAUUUUCCCGGCUAUCGACAACUUGCUUGAUUCAGAGGAGAGUGAGACCAAGUCGCCAGAAAGCCCCGUCCUUCGCCUCCGAGAUCCUCCAGAAUGGGUUGCACAGGUCAAGUCACAGGGUAGCCCCUUGUCUGUCUCCAUGUCAGGGCAAGAGUAUACCAACAUGGGAUGCUUCCCUCUUGGAUCAGACCCCACGCCAAUGGCUUUCGCGGAGAUUCUUCAAUCUCAGCAACGUCUUAAAUCCCUGGAACUUCUACACCCUGUGCCUGCAACCAAAGUUCAAAGCAUUGGUCUUCUUCUCCGCAAUUUUCACGAAAACCUGGGUCUAGCGAGCGACGAUACGCACCUGUUAUCUACAAUCCUACACCUGUCCGAUCUAGCUUCUGAUGGUUCAUUGAAAAUCAACCUUGCUCUAGACUCUGGUCUCAGAAAGACCUCGGAUUCCCGCUUCUGGGCUGUCUACGAGCAAGAAGACGAGAAGUUCGAGAUCUUUGUUUCCAAAAAUGCCCAGGGUCUGGCAGGGACCGUCUUACACACGUUCCUUUCUGCAAAGGGAUUCUCCCGACAUGUCUGCUGUGAAAUGGAAGUAGCGCUGGCAAGCUGGUCUGAGGAUUUGGCUCCAAACACCGAACUUCCCCGCCGAUUCGUUCAGGAUAUUGACGCUCUCAGCCCUGAGGAGCGACUGCUGCUUCUGCAGCAUCUGUCACUCACCGAUUCUCACAGCGAGUUGUCGGAAAAUAUCUGCGCUUAUAUUCGCCAGCAGCUUGUGGACGCACCCUCAUUUGCUCAAUUGAAAGAACUCAACACUGUCGGGUAUCUCGAAGGCUCCACAAGUCCCGAAGAACUGAUCCGAUCGCGACUCAGUUGGUACGGGGAGCAGGGUUGUUCUUAUCCUUCGCUCUCGGCGUCUCUUGAUUUAUUCCACCAGGUCGAUCAGGUGUUUACGCGAGUACUGAAGCAGCACCUUGAAGAAGAUCUGGCAAUUAUCACUGCUGGUCUUUGUGAUCUGGUGAAAGAAGGUCAAGUCGAUGCCUAUGCAGAUAUGCUGGCCCUCUCGCUUUUCUGCGCUGCGAGGAAAGAUGCCUUCGAUGAAAUCUAUGCCGAGGUCACCGACAGGAAUCCCUUGUUCAACCAGCACUCCGACCAAGCCGCCGCAUUCGCAGAGUCCUUCGCUUUGGGCUCACGGUGUGAGGCAUACUUUGGUGUCAACCCCAGCGUGUUUGGAAAACUUCUAUCUGAUCGGUUCCGAGCCUAUUACUCCAAGAAUCAACCUCCAAACUGGAUUAAUGGCGCUCCACAAUUGGCCACCGCCUAUGCUGGUGCUCAGAUAGAUGUGAAUCCUGACGACAAGGCUAAGGCCAUGCGGCCAUAUCAGCGAUUUACGUUCUUGAGCGUCUUCGCUAUUCCAGCCCUGAUUGAUAUUAUUCUUCUCACCAUCAUCGGACGAGGACUGUAUCUUUCUGCCUACAUGACGCAUCAAGAGCAAGAUAGUGCGACAAUGGCUUUGAUGAUUUCUUUGCUGCUUUCUGGUGCUAUCGGCACAUGGAUCGCAUGCGGUGGACCAUACUACCUCAUCUCCAUGGCUUUUGCUGCAGCCAACAUGUUCGUCUUGAUUCGUCUGCUUGCAGGCAUUGCGUUCACAGUCGCCGGAGGCUUGAUUGGUUUUAUCGCUAUCUCCAGUGUCAGAGGCCCUCGAGCGGGUAUUAUUUUCUAUCUUUACCUCAUUGCCCUGACUAUCUACUUUUCUACCUUUGCUUCCCUCGCAAGCUUCAGCUACCCCGGUUCCACAUUCCUGUCGGGCCGCAAGGCGAUUAUUCUCUGCAUUCCGAUUCUCUCUUUGUCGCCUAUCAUCACUACUUUCGCUGGAAAUGAUUCGGCCAUUUACUUGGCUGUCAUCUAUCUCUUCAUCGGUGUUUUGCUCCUCAGCCUGCGGUCUACGACUGCCAAGUGGGUGACAUGGUAUCAGUCUAUUCGACGCACCGAUGAUACCGAGAUCCGCAAGUGGUACAUUUCCGUCCAUGGAAACGACAAUGAGAAAGUCUUCGGCACAAUGAGUGAUCCUGCUGCUCUCAAGCUGGCACGGGAGGCUCUUUUGAGCGAUAUCAUGGCUGAAAAGUCUCGUGGAAUUUUCUCUAGGGCAACCACCGAUCAGAUGGUCAAGGAACUCGCUCGAGACUGGGAUUCUACCAACUUCCUUUUGGACUGGUACUGUCGCUAUGCAGAUGUCCCACGACCAAUUCCGUUCAGCUCUGGCUGGAACAUCCAGACCAAGGUCGCGCUUGAUGUUUUGCGCAGCUCGCAAAAAGGCCUCCGUCUACACAAUGCUUUCGUUCAUUGGCGUGAAUCAAGCAAGGAGAUUGGUUGUGGUAUCUUGUACUUUAUCAUUGCCCUGCUCGACAAAUGGGUGCAACUGCUGAGUGGUGACCGUCUCCUUGGACUUACAUCUUCUUUGACUGAUGCGAACCGCAUGGCUGUCGGUUUUGCACUCGCUUAUUAUCUUAUUGGCGCCGUACUUAUCGACACCAAGGCCCAGGAGCUCCACGAUGCGAUCGGUGAUAAUACUCCAGCCGCUGUUAAGUCGGCCAAGGACAUUCGUCUUUCGCAGAAGAAGAACAUUCAAUUCCGUCGAAAGGUCUAUUGGCGAACCCUGUUCCGGUUUUUGCUGUGGCAUGUCUGGAGUCUUGCCCUCUCGACCGCUCUCAUCUGGACAUUCCAGUCAUCGAUUGAAGCUAUGAUCGUCUUCUUCUCUUACGUGCUUGCCUACAGCGGUCUCAUCUGGUACCAAUACACCAAGAUCUUCACGGGGCCUCAUGCCUUGAAGCCUCUCUUGAUUGGUAUCCUUGUCGGUCUGCCCAUUGGAAUCGCCCUCAAGGUCAGCUUCCCUAGCUUCCUGUACUCUCAGACGAUUGGUCUUGGAGUGGCCACUUGGAUCGUUGCCAUUCUGUCCCUUUUCAAUGCGAAAAUGGGCAUGCCUCACAAGGUCGAUUCUCCCGUUGAAUUGGGAAGAACUUUCCAUGCCUUCACUACGCCGUGGUCAGACCCCGAAUGGUCUCAGCAAGAACUUCAGAGCUACUUUGAGAACAUCUCGCUCCUCCCAGCCGAUUCCCGCUUCAAGCUUGACCCCGCCGUCCACCCAGGCAUUGAGAUCAAGAACGUCAUGCUUUCUCGCCGGCAAGAACUUCGAAUCGAAGAGGCCUUCCCCAACUCCAAGGAGAUCAUUGAUCAAGCUCUUGCAUCUUGGGAGAAUGGUGAUAUCUGUCUCGAGCUUGUGCCACACGGCUCGAUGGGACCCGGUAUUCGCGCUUUGAGCUGCACCACGGGCAAUCAGCUGAAGGUGGCGAUUAGUGUGAGAGGCUUGCACGAUGAGCGACUUGACAUCAGUGCCAAUUGUCAGAUCAUUGCGGAGACUCUGGUCCACUCUGUCGCUGAGAUGGUCAUGGGUGUUCCUCACGAGUAUGCGGCUCUGGCUGAAGCGAUUGUCUCAGGUGGAGUUACUCACACCAUGGCCCGGCUACUGCGCGAGGAGGCCAACACUUCUCUGGUUGUGCAGUGGGCCAAGAAAGAACUUCUCCGUCAAUUGUGCCUCGGGUUCGAAGCAGACAUUCACUGGGACAAGCUGCCUGCGGAAGUACGCAAUGUCCUUCUGAGCCGCUGCGUCGGACAGCCGUGUAGCCUCUCGGACAGCCAACGCCAAUGGCUUCAACAAAGCCUUUGCCAGUUUGACACCAAAGAUCUUGACACUCACGUUGCGAGAUGCAAUCUUGGAGCAGCUAUGGCUAUCAGUAUCCUUGACUAUUCUCAUUAUGGAACAGGCGAGGCCGCUAUUCCCAAGGAGCCCGAGACUGCCGAAUUCAUCUCCUACGUCCCUCGAAAAUUGCCUUUGCCCUUGACUUUGUUGAGAUCUCCCUUUAGCUACGUCUAUCACAAGCUGGGAUCCAUUGUCAAGUUCAUCUUCAUUGCUCUUGUCGCUGAUCCUGAAUUCCAAAGAGAGUUCGAUCACGUCUCCAAGACACUGCCGACGGUGGUUCGCGUUCCAAGUGUGUUCCUACUCAACAUGGUCUGGAUCUACGCCAAGAUUGUACAAGACGUGGGACUGUCUUUCUUCCUCUUCCAUGGCCGCAAGAACGUCAAGCGACUUUGGGAGGAGACCAAGGGAAUGACCAUUCACAUCAAGAAGAGCCGAGUCAUCAUUCAAGGACUCGACGGAACGUUCACGGCUUUCAGGCACCAGGAAACAGAUGGAGGCUUUAAGGUCUACCAGUACUCCGGCGAGCACAAGACCGAGCCCAAGGACAAGGAAGCCAGGACCCUCAAAUAUGUCAGCAGCUAUUCAAGCGAGAUGCUGCUUCUCAUCAAACAAGAGUUUAGGGACGGCAAACUGGUCAAUGAAUACCACUAUGACUAUCAAGCACCGGUGAAGAAGGGUCUCAAGCUGAGCAAGUCAUCGCAUCCACGCAUGCCACUCGGACGACGCUGCGUCCAGGGCGAGAACCACCUUCAAAGCAUUCAGUACAACUCCAAGGGUCUUGUCGACAAGGGUUCGUACAUGAAGGAUGGUAACCUUAUCCGCUUCCAGUAUCACUAUCGCAAGAACCCACGCUUUGGAGAUGAACUGCUUCGCGCUGAGUUCUCGUUGUCCCACAUCACUUGUAAUGUCUCCUGGUGUGCACCUCCCCGCCGUCAUCGUGACAAGGAACAUCGUUGGAUCCCGCAUACCAAGGUCACCGAGGCUACCUUUGUCCAACAGGCAAAUGGUGAUGUGUACGAGAGUCGCUGGCUCUAUGACCACAAAUUCCACCCGACCAUCUUCACCACCAUCAACGGAAUGAAGGUCCAAACGCCACCUAUGAUCGAACACGAUUACCUGGGAGUUCUUGCUAAGCCGAACUAUACCAGCUUCGUGCACGACAAUCCCUUCUUCUACGUCGACAGCCUUCGUUCGAAUUUUGUCACUCGUCUGCUCGGACUGAACAAGAAGCGCUUCGCCGUGUCGACGUCUCGUUCUCGCUCUUUGAUGUGGAAGGCUUGGAAAGAUCGAAAUGAUCUCGACGGCAUCAUUGUUCGCUGGAUGGAUGACCGCAUCCUCCGCAAGGACGAGGUUCUUUCUCCUUACUGGCGCAGUCGUGAUUGGGGAAAUCUCAGAGCCGCAAGAAAGUACAUGGAGCUUCGUGCCGAUGCAGUCAUGGCCAGCGCAGACUUGGACAACAACAUCUCCAGCUGGACACCCCUCGCCGUCAAGAUCAGUGAUUUCUUCAACUUCGGUCCCGGAGGUGAUGCAGUCGUCACUACACGUUCCAAGGAAGUCAGCUCCGAUACUGAUAAGAACCUCCACGUCAUGGCUGCAGAUAACGGUACCUGGCCCAAUGAGGGUGGUGGUGUCUCUGCCUGUCGACGAGACAUGAUCAACUCCCUGCGUACCAUCAAGUGGCAUAUGAUUUGCGAGUCCGCGAACGACUUUGGUAUCCCCAAGCACCAGACGGAGAGGAACAUUCAGUCCCUGAAGGUCAUUCCCCUCUGGGGCUUGGACUUCUUGACACCCACCCACGGCCUGUUCAGCAACAAGCUCGAUUCUGAGGUUGACAAUGUCACGUCGGCAAGCGAGUUCGACAUCAAGAUGAACUUCAUUCCUAUUCUCACGGCGCUGGUCAAGGGUGCUCGAGCUGUUGAUCUCUCCAAGGCAGAUAUUCACCAGGCAACUCGAGCUCUGGUAAACCUCAACACGUACUUCCAGGAAUCUCGUCACUGGUCGCAAGUCUGGAACAGCGAGAUGGUCAAGCAGAGCUGGCGGGAUCUGUGGCUCACUCAAGAAAUGCCUAACACUAUCCCAUCGUCCCAAUGGUUUGAUACUGAGCUUCCCACCUUGUCAACUCUCGACGUUGCUCUGGAGCUGUGGUACCGCUAUCUCUUCAUCUUCUCUAUCCCUGUGCCAGACAAGAUCCCGAAUGUCUUCCAGGCAUCCCACCACAGUGUCAGUGCCUCUUACGGUGUCGUAUGUAAGAUCAAGCGCAACUGCACCUUGCAAAUCUGGGAUCAUGCCAUCAGUUGGCGCGAGACCAAUCUCUGUCUCUCUUCUGCCCUGUGCAAGCUCUCGCCAUUUGUGCGGAAUGCCCUCCUGGGAUUAAUGCGAAUCACCUCCGUCCUGACUCUCCACCAUGCGGAUAUCAUUCUUCCGUGUGCGGACUUCUUCAACCCAGGCUGGGAAGUUGAAAUCGGCACUUGCCAGGGAACGAUUGAGCACCGCAACACGUUCCGUCGAAAGGUCGACCCUGUCGUCAAUGGUAUCACCGACAUGCAAAAGUUUGCCCCCGUGAAGGAAAUCAAGUCUGAGCGCCCAACUGUGACCAUGCUUUCUCACGUGUGGUAUGCCAAGGACAUCAAGACUGCACUGCUGGCUGCCGACAUCAUCAUCAAUCAAUGGAAGUUCGAUGACUACCAUCUUGACAUCUACGGUGCCAUCGACAAGGCUCCCACAUACUCCACCGAGUGUCAGGAAAUCAUCGCUUCCAAGGGUCUCCGCGGCAGAGUCACAUUGCGAGGAACGGCCGAUCCCAUGAAGGUCCUCGAAAACACCUGGCUCUUCCUGAACUCCUCUCUGUCCGAAGGUCUUCCUCUCGCUUUGGGUGAAGCAGCUCUCACCGGAGCACCCGUCGUCUGUACAGACGUCGGCGCUUCGCUUCGUGUGCUGAGUGACCCAGAUGACUUCUCACGCUUCAGCGCCGUCGUCGCACCCAAUGAUGCCCAAGCCCUCGCAAAGGCCCAAAUUUCCAUGCUAGCCAUGCUCGGAGAAUGGAGCCAAUACAGCGAUGACCAUGAGCCAGCACCGGUUCUCACCUCAUCGCCAACCCCCGAGGAGGUGGACCUCAUCACUUGCCGCAUGUAUGCAAAGAGCGAGCAGCGACGCAAGCUGGGCAUGAUGACUCGCAAGAUCGUCCAAAAGUCCUUCAGCGGUGACCGAUACCUCCGAGAACACGAGCAGAUGCUCUGGAUCGGAAAAUCAGCCAAGCUGAUGGCCAGCCGCGCCGCAGGUGACCCAGUUGAGCCCACGGACAUUGCAGCAGCCGUCGAGCGCACCGCGACAGUGGACGAGGAAAUCAUCACGAUCCCACCAAGCGCAGUCUACUCCUGGCGUUCAUCAGCAGCCUCAAACAUGUCCACCGUCUACAGCUCCGUCUCCAACUUCCCACUGCGAGACCGCCGCGAUCGCGCCGUCUCGAGCAUUUCCGCCCUCAGCCUCAGCAAUCUCUCCACCGACACCGAAUCCUACGCUCGUCUCCCCGUCUUCGCACCCCGCCACUCUAUGCUCUCCACCGGAGGUUCUCCUGGCAGUCGUUCCCCUGGCCUUGUACCCCCGCAAAACUUCCGUGUCUCUCUAGGAGGACAGCGCCGGCCGCAAUCGUAUGCUCGCUCCAUCUCGACCGCUGGUCGGGAACAGGUGCGUGGUCUGCAUCGGGAAGAUCUCAUGCAGUAUCGCAACUCGGAUGUCAGCACGAUCAUGCGAGAGGACUUUUUGCGGUCUGGUCAAGUCUUCAGCCAUUAG